AUGGCUGAAGCAGCUGUCGCAUCCAUCAAGCCUUUCCGCUUCCUCGACCUACCUGCAGAACUCCGCAACCGCAUCUACGAUCUCGUUCUAACAGGCGAAGAACUCAUGCUUUACAGCAUGUGCAGACACUACGACGACGAAGGCGACGCAACGCAGCCCAGCAUCGCCCGAGUCUGCCGCCAGAUUCACAACGAAGCACUACCAAUUUUCUAUGGUCAGAACACUUUCUUCGCCCACAUCCAUCGCGCGGACUUCACCUACCUUUUCGACUUCAUGGAAACUAUCGGCGAGGCAAACAGGAAGCACACGCGGAAAGUUGUUCUCCAGAUGCAGGAUCUCUGGGCAUGCGGCGAGGGAGCAGAGGACUUCAUUCGAUGGCUCGCUCGAUGCCGUGGAGUCGACAAGCUGGAGAUCGAGAUUGAUGUGAACACAUGGAUUGGAAACCAUACUCGCCUGUUGACAUCGCAGGAGAUGAGUGCAUGGGGCGAUGGAGAGAAGCCUCGUGUUGAACUGAUGUGGAAUGUCAUGACAGAGGCCAUAGUCCUCGCUCGGGAACUCGCAGAGUCUGGCCAAACACGGGAGGCGAGGUUCAGGGAGAGGUACGAAGAGUGGAUGACAGACCACAACUUCUGGUGCCCCAGUGAGCGAGACUCCUGCAGCUCGGGCCACCCGCAUGACGGGUACUGUAUGGCAGGAAGCGACAGGCAGGUGUACUCGUUCAGAGAGCUGGAUACUGAGCGUGAGCCCAACAAGCGAUACUGGUCCUCGCGGCAGGCGGAUGGAGGCUUGUAG
Messenger RNA from Fulvia fulva, 792 nucleotides. RefSeq lists its product as uncharacterized. Bases 1 to 792 code for a protein of 263 amino acids. The transcript is spliced from 2 exons. The record is from RefSeq and is a predicted model, not a curated record. NCBI's taxonomy places the organism in Eukaryota, Fungi, Ascomycota, Dothideomycetes, Mycosphaerellales, Mycosphaerellaceae.